UUAUCUCUAUUAUUAUAAUCGAGGUAGGUACAUAAUAUUUAAUUGAGUAAAGUAUUAUUUAAGAGUUGUAAUGAACAAACAUUAGGUAAAUCAGACAAGAAAGAGAGAGCUUAAAGUUUAAUGGAAUGGCACUUUCCUUGACUUGCAACGACGUGAACCGCACAAACCCUUCUAUUACAAAAGUUGGCUAACAAACAACCCAUCUUCAUUACCCAUUCCUUCACCCACACUCUUCACCCAAAUCAUUCCAAAAUGAAAGUGGAAGCUGCUCUAGUUUCCUUCAAAUCCAAGCUUUCAAAACCAUGCAAGAAACUCCUCCAUGUCUUCAAAUUCCGGGUCAGGAAGCCCUUGUCGAUAAGAUCGCUUUGGCCUCGUCCUUGCGCAUCCAAGCCCCGGAAGCGUUGGUCGUGGCUCUGGUGGCUACGACGAGGAGUAGGGAAGAUGGAGCGAGUGAGAGAGUUGAGGGGCGGAAGGUGUUUGGAUGGAUCUCAAGAGAAGCUUCUGUUCCCGUCCCCAUUGAGAGGGAGGAAGGUCGGGGAGACGACGAGGGGUUCGAGCUCGGCCGAGGAGGUGGAAGAUGCUUGUAGGAGCUUUGAGAAUUAUCUUGUGGAGAUGAUCAUUGAAGAAGGGAAAGUAAGGGACUUGAUGGAUGUUGAAGAGCUUUUGUAUUGUUGGAGGAAUUUGAAGUGUCCUGUUUUUGUUGAUUUGGUUUGUAGAUUCUAUGGAGAGCUUUGCAAGGAUUUGUUUUCUCCUGAUAAUGAAGCUUUUACUCCAAAUUUGCACCCAAUUAAACCAUAGAUCGAGAAAUAACAAUGUAACAGUGGUGGUGUUUUACUUCUUUGGCUUGUCGAUAUUUUCGAAUUGAUC
Cucurbita moschata (crookneck pumpkin) is the source of this 867-nucleotide messenger RNA. Its product is annotated as transcription repressor OFP17. The coding region runs from base 253 to 798 and encodes 181 amino acids. The transcript has 2 exons. Gene Ontology annotation, biological process: negative regulation of DNA-templated transcription. The record is from RefSeq and is a predicted model, not a curated record. NCBI's taxonomy places the organism in Eukaryota, Viridiplantae, Streptophyta, Magnoliopsida, Cucurbitales, Cucurbitaceae.